UUCGAAACCAGGCACACCACUCUGUUGUAACCACACCCACUUUGUCCUCACAGGCCAUUCCCUUUCUGGGCUGACCAAUGAACUCCAGAGGUCAGCCCCUCUAACUCCACAAGUUAAGGAUAUGGAAAGGAAAGUUUGAGAUUGAUAGGGAAACUUUUCAUGAUCCAAGGACCACCACUAAGUCCACAGCUCCUCUCACAGUAUUCUCACAGUGAUGUGGGUCUGACAGCAGCGACAUCAGCACACACAUUUGGAUAAGGAAUUUGAUCUUGAUAUUCUCUUUGACCAUUGUGGUGAACCGUGCAGGCAAUGCAGCAUAUCUCUGGUAAGCAUCACUUUUUCAACCUUUGCUACGUCAGUCAGUGGUCUAGCAAGAGAGUAACAGCAAGUCUAUUGCAUAGUUGAAAUGUUGCAUUGUCUGUGGAAAUCUCUGUGUACUAAGGGUUUCUCCAGCACUGUUCCACUCUGUAAGGCUCCAUGUCCCCCUCUCUCUCUCCAGAGCCGAGGCCCAACAUGAUGACCCCGUCCCCCCCUACAGCUGACCCCUACCACCAAGGCAACGUCAGGAUGACCCUGGAAAAGGCUGACCUCUGGAAGUCCUUCCACAACCUGGGGACUGAGAUGAUCAUCACCAAACAUGGCCGGAGGAUGUUUCCCCACUGCAACGUCAGUCUAUCUGGACUCCAACCCUAUACCAACUAUGUCCUCAUGGUGGAUAUGGUUCCGGUGGACAACUCCAGAUACAGGUGGAAUAAAGGCCAGUGGGACAUGGCUGGGAAAGCCGAGCCCCAGCUCCCCUGUCGGACGUAUGUGCAUCCAGACUCCCCCACCCCGGGCUCCUACUGGAUGAAACAAUCGGUGUCCUUUCUCAAGCUCAAACUCACCAACCACACACUGGACCAGCACGGCCAUAUCAUCCUGCACUCUAUGCAUCGCUACAUCCCACGCUUCUCUGUGGUCCAGGCUGACAGUCUGCACAGUGUGCGCUGGGGACACUUCCAUUACUUCUCCUUCCCUGAGACCUCCUUCACUGCAGUCACGGCCUACCAGAACACUAAGAUCGCUAAACUCAAGAUUGACCACAACCCCUUUGCUAAAGGAUUCAAAGGGGAGAACACCCGUACUCAUAGCAAGAGGUGUCGAUCCAACAAGAGUCCUGGAAAUGCUUCAAAGAAAGCCAAACAAGACAGAGAAACAGAAUUCAAAAGUCCUUCAGACCUCCAAAGGGCAACAUUAGACUGUGAGCCAGCAGAACGGGGGAUAACCUUGGGAACAACAGAGAACAUAGUGUCGGCUAAGGAGGAUCUCUUCUCCCCCUGGGCCAUGGAAAAGGACCCAUCCCAGAGCCACAGCCUGCACACUGAACUACUGGAGCUCCACGACCACAGACAGGAAUACAGCACUGAGGAGCAGAUGGUGCCUGGCCCUGCAUCUAUGUCCUACCAACCAUGCAGGUCUGUUGAGCAUGGCAGACUUCCCUCUCCAUCUUCUGCAGUGGAGGAUUGCAAAGGCAGGCGCAGCUAUGAGUCUCACCUCCGUGAUGUAGCCACUGUCCCUGGGCACAAGACUAACAGUCCUGGCCCUGUCAGAGACAUGGGACACACCCCCUUGGCUCCAGCCAUGCCCCAGGACUAUAGAAUGUCCCCUGUCCAUCUGCCCACGUCCUCCAAAACCUACCCUGGGUACCUGGGCUACAGUUACCCCCUCUAUGGCCACUACACUACUAACCAGGGCAUGGGUCAGUGGAGUGAGGGUGGUACAGGACAGUACCCUGGACAGUCCUUGACUCACCACCUGCCCUUCUUCACCAGUCAAACACUGACUGCAGACCACGGCACCCACCAACGCAGCGUCCAUCACCAUGGCAACACAGAGGCAGAGUGGAGCUGGAGCCAGUACUUGAGUUUGGAUAAUGAUCAGAAUAGCUGACUCCGACUCACAAAGUGAAGGAGCUGAGUUUCAUUCUGUGAACAAUGCUACUUGUGACAUUUCAGAAGGUCCAAACCAAGAUAUCGUCAAGUAUGUUUAAAAAAAAUUGUUCUCUGCUAUGGACAUGUGUGUCAAGAGGAGUGUGUGCAAUUUUCUGUUCCAAGUCUAUGCAGAGCUGCAGUCCUAUUUAGCGGAAAUAGCAGAAGGCUAUUUGAGCUAUAUACUGGACUUAAUUGACUGAGCCUCCUCAUACUGUGCCUGGUGCUCCAUAUGAACUGCAUUCAAAUGUUUGUGGGCAUUCAUGCUUGUAUUACGCAUGUGAUGUGUGUAUGCUUGUUUGUUUACUUAUCAAAAUGAUGAUAAUUGAG
Molecule: messenger RNA, 2297 nt
Organism: Salvelinus sp. IW2-2015
Lineage: Eukaryota; Metazoa; Chordata; Actinopteri; Salmoniformes; Salmonidae
Source: RefSeq, a predicted model, not a curated record